GCUGCUCUCGUGCAGCCUGGCGCCUGCGGUUGGUUUGGGGAGGCAGGGCUUCCUACCCUCGAAAUUUGAGGGAUCGCCGUGGAGCGCGCUGUGGACUGUCCAACAAGUAAUUCCUGGCUGAACUCCUCCCGUCUGGUGCUGUCUCCCUCUCUCUGACUCGCAGCGCUCCCUUCCCAGUCCUGCGGGCUGAGGGAGCGCGUGGGGUAGCGAGUGCAGCCGGGGUGUAGCAUGCAUGAGCGUGCGGCGGGACCGGCGCCCAGGGACACAGGCGGGUGUGCGCUCGGACGCCGCGGGGGCCAUGGCUUCGUUUGGGAAGCUGACGGAGUACUUCAGCCUGAGGAAGUCGAGGAUGGAGCUGCGCUCCGGGCGUCAGGGCCGGCGCAGUGGGAGCUGUUGCUGUAGUGUCACCGAGUGCAGGUCUCUGGACAGAAAGCUGCAGCGACCGCUCCUGGGGAAGUCCCGAACGCUGCCCAGCAUCCCGCAGUCCCCGGUCCUGAGCAGGCUUCCCCUCCUCGACUCCACGGCGUACAGGGAGGAGAUGCCGGAGCAGAAGCCCUACAAGAAGCACUCGGGCUCUGACUGCCAGAAAGGCUGCACAGUCCCUUCUACCGGGGAAGCCUGGCGGCUGGAGGACGACUGCACGGACCCCCCCAGGACCCCCCAGCUUGGCACAGCGGUGGAGGAUGCCCCGUUCAGCUACUUCCGCACCCGCUCCUUCUACAUGAGGAAGAGCCUGUCUGUCGACAACCACCUGGGGUCCCUCAGCUAUGCCGUCCACCCGGUGGAGACGAAGGCUGAGCGCGUCAAGACCAAGCUGCGGCGGCAGUUUAGCCUGGGGUCAGCGGACAAGAAGGACUUUUACCAGCCAAAGUCGGAAAGCAGCCUCUCUAGGUUUGCUCACCGCUUGUCGGUUAAGCAGAAGCAGGAGAAGAGAAGGAAAGCUGAGUAUGCCUCGGCCGAGCUGUCUGCCUUCCGGCCCAGGUCUCUGAGCAUUGAAUGGUCAUCCUCCCCUAAAAUGACACAGCAGAUGCGGGACUUGCAGCUGGCACAGGCCAGGAAGCCGCCGGGCCCUUCCUCACCAAAUGCAGCCAAGAGGCUCUACCGAAACCUGUCGGGGAAAUUUCGUGUCAACUACACAUCCUUCGACGAGGGCAGCCUGGCAGGACGGGGCGAGAAGGAGAAGCUCCGCAAGUCCUACCUGUUCCAGAGCAAUGCUGCCCUCUUUGAGGCUGUGGAGCUGCAGGACCUAGACAGGGUCCAGGAGCUGCUGAAGCAAUACAGCCCCGAGGAACUGGACCUCAACACCCCCAACAGUGAGGGGCUGCUGCCCCUGGACAUCGCCAUCAUGACCAACAACACGCCCAUCGCCAGGGCCCUGCUGCAGGCAGGAGCAAAGGAGAGCCCGCACUUUGUAAGCCUGGAGAGCCGCUCGCUGCACCUCUCCACACUGGUGCGGGAAGCAGAGCAGCGCGUCAACGAGCUGACAGCACAGGUGGUGAACGAAGCGCCCAACGCCGACUGCUCUGAGAAGGAGAAGCAGCUCAAGGCUUGGGAGUGGCGAUACCGGCUUUACAAGCGCAUGAAGGCAGGGUUUGAGCAUGCCCGAGUGCCAGACGCCCCCACCAAUGUCCACCUCUCCGUGGCCAGCAGCUCCUCAGUGCAGGUGACCUUCUGGGAGCCCCUGAGUGUCAACUCAGCUGUCGUCACCAAGUACAAAGUGGAGUGGAGCUGCUCCCCCACCUUCUCACCACUGCUCGGGGAGGCCGUGAUUGACAAGCUGAAGAACCUGCACUUCACCAUCCGGGGGCUGGUGUCGGGCACAGCUUACUACGUCCAGGUGUCUGCCUACAACAUGAAGGGCUGGGGUCCCCCACAAGCCUCUGUGCCCCCUUUCGCCAUCCCUUCCAACUGGCGGGAGUAUGACGGCCGGGCCCCACGGAGAAGGGGGCAAGCUGAAGCUUUGGACCAUCUGCUGAGCCAGGUGAAGACCAUCCAUCAGCACUGUGUUUGCCAUGAGCCCUGCAAGAACCAGCCCCAAAGCAGGAAGCACUCGGUCUCCAAGAGCCUCAAGCACCUCUUCCACCCCGGCAGCAAGUUUCUCAAGACACUGAAGCGGGGCCUCUACCUGACAGCCAUCUUCUACAAGGACGACAACAUCCUGGUGACCCAUGAAGACCAGAUCCCCGUGGUGGAGAUUGAUGACACCUAUUCCUGCCUGCUCAUGCAGGAUUUUCUCUGGUUCACAAAGGUGUCGUGCAUGUGGGAUGAGAUUCUGUGGCUGCGGCAGUGUGUUACUGUCUCCCAGUCGUCCUGCUCCUGCAUCCUGCAGACACGCUUCAAGAUGCUGCUGGCUAUCUCACAAAUGCAGGGGCUGCUGGGCAUCCAGGACCUGGGGCAGGUCUUCUUUGAGCCUGUUAAAGACAAACAGGGCAACAUCCUCAUUGUCACCCUGAAGGAGGUGAAGACCAACCAGACCUUUGAGAGCGUCCGCUGGGUUCCCAUCUGCAAGCUGCAGACCAGCCGCAAGUCCGUGUCCUCCCCAGAGGAGCCCACUGCUCUGGACACGCUGCUGAUCUCCGUCCAGGACAAGCUGGCAUACCACCAGCGGAGCAGCCAUGCCCUCUCCCCGGGCCUCUACCUGGGCUACUUGAAGCUCUGCAGCGCCGUGGAUCAGAUCCGAGUGCUGGUGCCAGAGCGGCUCCCCAACAUCCUGUGCCACGUCAAGAUUCGCUCCAACCCCAACAUCUCCAGGGAGGAGUGGGAAUGGCUGCAGAAGAUGGUCAGCAUGGAGGAGCCUGUUCCUGCAGAGCCAGAGGCUGAGACCUCCCAGAAUCACUUGUUUCAGGAGCUCCAAGUGGCCAUCAAGGAACUGAUGACCCUGGUCAACAUCCCAUUGCAAGAGGCCAAAGAUUUCCGUCUGUACAGCCAAGAGGUGCUGGACUUUGGGGGCCAGGUCUCCUUCCUGCUGCUGCUGCCUCCAUCGGAUGAUGUCUGCACUGCUCCAGGCCAGAACAACCCCUACACCCCUCGCUCCGGCUUCCUUACGCUGCCACUGCAGAUCUUUGAGCUAGUCCACUUCUUCACUUACGACCGGGAAUUCAUCACGCAGUACUGCCAGGUGUCUGCUCUCCUGGAGCUGGAGUCGCUCCUCUCUCAGCAGAGCCUCAGGGAGGCCUUCUCCGACGCCGAGCUCUCCACCGCAAAGCAGCGGCACCAGCAGGUUCAGGACUACAUCCAGCAAAUGGAGGAGAUAUGGCGUGAGAUGCGCUGGAUUAUGGAUGCCCUGCAACACGCCCGGUACAAGCAGCCCUCCUGCGGGGUGUCUCUCAGCGGCUUCCUCAGCGAGGCUGGAGGUCCAAUGAAGGAGAAAACCCGAUCCACCUCAUCCCACCUCGACUACCUUCCCUCCCCAGCACCCUCGCCGGAGACCAGCCGUAAACUCAACUCUGACUCACAUGGGCUGUCAGAUGAGGAGGGCUCCUCGGAGGUGUUCCUGGCCACCGACAGUGACUACGACUCCAGCAGGGCACAGAGCCCCAAGGAACUUGACCUGGUAUACUCCUCCUCGGGGCCCGAGUGCUGCAGCAGAAGAGUUGCCCACACCCUCCGUGACAGCGCCCCGGAUGUCCUGCAGACCCAUGAGCUCAAGACCCCACCGCCACCACCACCACCGCCGGAGGAGCCCCGGCCACCCCCUGAGAUCUACGACAGCGACUUCGUUCUUCCCAGCCGACAGAUCGAGCUGCUGCGCAUCACAGAGAAGCGACAGGCAUACUGUGUUCGAACCAGCAGCCUGGACUUUCCCAAACCGCUCUGCCAGGUGUCCAGAAAGUCCUGCCCCGGUUCCGUCGAUAGCUCCCCGACGGAGAGCAGGACCACGGGCCACUGCAGCCAGCUCAGGCUGGGGACUGGCUCUACACCCAGCCCUGAGCGCAGCCAGGGCGGGCAGGGCUCUGAGCCCAUCUUCCGGACGCGCUCAGCUGAGUGGACUCAGAACUUCCAGGAGCAGCUGGAGCAGCCUGGGUGCUUGGCCGACAGAGGGAAGAAGCCGGGCUCUGUCACCUUGUGGGUCUGCCCUCAGUACGAAACCGGACUCUCCAAAGAGACCAGUGUUAAGCUGCACAUCACCAGCCAGACGUCCGCCGGGGAGGUGGUGAAGCUGGUGGUGCUCGAGAUGAACGACAUCUCCCGUGGCGUGCUAGGUGGCUCAGCCGCCUUCUGCUAUGGCGAGGAGCAGCUGGAGCAUUUUGGACUGGUGUUCGCCUCCGACGAGAGUGAGCGGUGGCUUCCUGAUGACUUCAUGCCUCUGUCCCUCCAAACUAGCCAGCCUGAGGGGCGGUUCUAUGUCCGGAUCAAGGAGACAUCCCCUCUGGUUCUCCAGUUUGGGCCAGCGACCACUGUAUGAGAGGAGGAGAGCCGGCCAGGCGGCGCAGGGACCUCGGCUUCCAGAGAGCAGACAGCUCGUCUCUGAUGCUUCCUUCUUCCACAGACACCCUCUCAUCAGGCGUCCGCGGGGUGGAAUGGGAUCAUACUGGGCUGUGUGUUAUUUGUUUGUGGUUUUUUUUUUAUUUUUUUUUUUUUUUUAACCAAAGAGACAUCAAGACUCAGUUUUUCUGACUGCAGAAGAGGAGGGUGGAGUGCGGAGACCUCAGAGCUUGGGAGGAAUCUCUGCAGGAAUGGAAUUUUUGAAAGUAAACAUUUUUAAGGGGAAGGGGGGGGGGAGAGAGAGGAAAAAUAUUACAAGAAGAAGCAGCAAUACCUUUUUUUUUCCUUUCUUCUUUUUCUGAAAUGCCUUGUUUGGGAUUCACUGAAGGCAAAGCCACAGAGGCUUGCUGGGGAUGGCUGUGGUGUCAAAGAGGAGAGGGCAGGAGUCACAAGGACAGCACUGAGAAGGGUGUUUUCCUAUCUGCCCUACUUUCACUGUACCUGGAGAAACAAUUCGUGCACAUAGUUCUUGGAACAAAAUUAUAUUUUUCUUCCUUUCCUGAAAAAUUUAAUAAUAGUUGUGCUAGAGACACUGGAGUUAUGUAAGAGAUGAAGACCCUUUGACUUGUUUUAAAGGCAAAAGCAAUCCACGCAGCCAGCCCCAUGCACACACAGCCAUGCACACUGCUGUGUUGAUGCCACCACGAGAGGUUUGCUAUAGGGCAUCUACUGCAACACCCUGCACACCACCCUGGGAUUUCCUUUCCUCCUCAGUUGCUGUUUUGUUCUGGUGAUUGUGCUUGGCCUCUCUUGUAUGUCCUAUAGCAUGACAUUUUGUUAGCUACUAGGUCUCUUGUUAACAAGGUUAUUUUUCUGAUCUCCUGUGGUCCAUAGUAAAGAUGACUGCUGCUGACUGAGUUUCACUCUUUUCCUUCUUGUGGCUUGAUGU
Athene cunicularia (burrowing owl) is the source of this 5374-nucleotide messenger RNA. RefSeq names its product ankyrin repeat and fibronectin type-III domain-containing protein 1-like. The coding region runs from base 233 to 4405 and encodes 1390 amino acids. The transcript is spliced from 23 exons. The record is from RefSeq and is a predicted model, not a curated record. Gene Ontology annotation, biological process: establishment of mitotic spindle orientation; signal transduction; regulation of establishment of bipolar cell polarity. Gene Ontology annotation, molecular function: protein binding. NCBI's taxonomy places the organism in Eukaryota, Metazoa, Chordata, Aves, Strigiformes, Strigidae. Gene Ontology annotation, cellular component: spindle.